AUGGCAGACAGCGUGAUAGAGGAGCCUGACUUCUACCCUGAGAAAGACACUUUACAAUGGGGAUAUCAAGAAGGUGUGGAGUGGGGGCUGCUGUUUCCUGAGGCCAAUGGGCAGAACCAGUCCCCGAUAAACCUGAUCUCCAGGGAGGCCCUCUAUGACCCCAAUCUCCUCCAGGUGCGGCUCACGCACAACUACCUGGUCUGCAGGGACUGUGAGGUCAUCAACGAUGGCCACACAGUCAGGGUAAUGCUCAAGUCAAAGUCAGUGGUGACUGGUGGCCCCCUGCCCAGUGACCACGAGUACGAGCUGCACGAAGUGCGCUUUCACUGGGGCAAAGAGAACCAACGAGGCUCCGAGCACACUGUCAACUUCAAGGCCUUCCCCAUGGAGCUGCACCUCAUCCACUGGAACAGCACCCUGUAUAGCAGCAUUGAGGAUGCUCUGGGGAAGAGGAAUGGCAUACUCAUCGUGGCAUUAUUUGUGCAGAUAGGAAAGGAACACCUAGGUCUGAAGGCUGUGACAGAGGUGCUACAGGACUUACAGUACAAGGGGAAGACAAAGAUUGUACCAUGCUUUAACCCCAACACUCUGCUACCGGACCCUCUCCUGCGGGAUUACUGGGUGUAUGAGGGGUCACUCACCACCCCUCCCUGCAGUGAGAAGGUCUCCUGGAUCUUGUACCGAUAUCCGCUAACCGUCUCACAGAUACAGAUUGAGGAAUUCCGAAGGCUGAGGUCACAUGUCAAAGCAGCGGAGCCUACUGAUGGCAGUGAUGGAAUUCUGGGAGACAACUUCCGCCCAACGCAGCCACUGAGUGAUAGGCAGGUCAGAGCUGCCUUUCAGUAG
Conger conger (European conger) is the source of this 846-nucleotide messenger RNA. RefSeq names its product carbonic anhydrase-related protein-like. Bases 1 to 846 code for a protein of 281 amino acids. Lineage: Eukaryota; Metazoa; Chordata; Actinopteri; Anguilliformes; Congridae. The record is from RefSeq and is a predicted model, not a curated record. The transcript has 8 exons. Gene Ontology annotation, molecular function: zinc ion binding; carbonate dehydratase activity.